ACGUAGUAGUUGAGUACGCACGCAACGUGUCCCUGUUCUUUUGACUGGGAAGCCCCUAGCGCGGAGCUGCCAACGCCCGGCGUAAAGACACAAACAGUGGAAACGAUCUUGAAUGAGUAGCAAGGACUAUAAAUCGCAGCUAUGCAGACCAUCAAGUGUGUUGUAGUUGGUGACGGUGCUGUGGGUAAAACCUGCCUGCUCAUCUCUUACACCACAAACAAAUUCCCAUCUGAAUAUGUACCUACGGUGUUCGAUAACUAUGCUGUAACUGUAAUGAUUGGAGGGGAGCCCUACACCCUGGGAUUGUUUGACACAGCAGGUCAGGAAGACUACGACAGGUUACGGCCUCUGAGUUAUCCACAGACAGAUGUCUUCCUCGUCUGUUUCUCUGUUGUGUCCCCCUCCUCCUUUGAAAACGUCAAAGAAAAGUGGGUUCCAGAGAUCACCCACCACUGUCCAAAGACCCCCUUCCUUCUAGUCGGGACUCAGAUUGACUUGCGGGACGACCCAUCAACUAUAGAAAAGCUGGCCAAGAACAAGCAAAAGCCCAUCACUCCGGAGACGGCAGAGAAGCUGGGGAGAGACCUCAAGGCUGUGAAAUACGUGGAGUGCUCAGCCCUCACACAGAAAGGCCUAAAGAAUGUGUUUGAUGAGGCGAUAUUGGCUGCAUUGGAGCCCCCAGAGCCCAAGAAGAAACGCAAAUGUGUGCUGCUAUGAGAAGCUCCUACCUUUUCAAAGCACGCACACAAACACACAUGCACACAAACACACACACACACAAUACAUCCAUACAUCUUAAAUACACACACUAUUAAACACACAUCCCCACACCCCUUUCCUUUGCUCUGCUAAGGCUGGUUGACAGCAUUGUCCUCCACAGACAAGACUAGACAAAAACAAACCGACCAAGUUUUAGAUAAUUGUCUGCAAUAAUAAGACCCUCAAGUCUGAGUCUGGGGAACAGGAGAACAACAAAACCUGGCUGCUGUGGGCCCCGGGCUGGGCGGCAUCAGCCAUCAGUGAUGUUGAUUAUCGGAGAUCCAGAUAACUAAGCUUACAAUACAAGUAGAAUUCAUUCUGUCGAGCUUUUGAUGGAUUGAUUGUGAUUCAGUCAGUGUUGUGGCCUAAUUAACUUUUUCAACGCCCAGCCGUGUAGUUGUCCUCGGCCAGUGGAAAAUGUUUUUUCUUUUUUUUGGAUACAAGCCCCACCACAAACUGGCUGAGCUGCCUGAUUGGUGGCCGCUCAGGCUGCUGAUCGCCCCAUCCCCACGCUCGUUCUCAGCACUACCAGAAGAAAUGCUAACAAUGUAGUGUUGAUUUGUUUUUGUUUGCCAACCAAACCCCCUUUUUUUCUCCUCAAACACAUGACAAAUCUGAGAUGUUUAUUCCACGUUCCAGAUAGUCACACUCUUUAACCACUAAGGGAGCUGUGGAGUUCUGACCAGGGCCAACUCUAAAUCCAGGGCAAUACGGCUGAAACUAGAGAUCCAACAUUGGGAGAAAAGAAACAGUAAAUAUUGCCAUCUAGUAUCCAACACUUGUAAUUUGGACCGUCACAGUGGAGAGUCGCGGUCCAUUUGGAGUGCGGUCAUCACUUGAGAGCUUAAGGCGUCCAGUAGUUAUGGGUCGGCGAGUCAACCACAGGAAUUGGCCUUUUUAGAUGCAGGGAACUAAACAGUGUUAGCAGAACAAGCAGUGUGUUCUUUCUGCGUUACCAGGGACCAAGGGAGCGUGAAGCAGAAAAGUGAAGCAUUGUCAACACCUUACACUUCGAGCGGGUACAGAAGAGGCAUCUGUGUAAGACUAUUUGUUCUUUGGCAUGCACCGGCAAGCCAUAUCUGAAGAUCCAUAUUUAGGCUUCUGAUCAGUGAACACGACUUACCACCACAGUUCUGUGCCAGGUCAGAAUUUGGUGCUUUCCUGUAGUGCGUUUGAUGCAGGCUGCAUGCGUGCAGCGUGAAGGGCUGUCCGCUCGGCUGUAAACGCUCGAAGUGUACGGCGCUGCAAGGAGCCGAGCCUUGGUCUCUGUUCUAAAUAUGUUUAACAGAUGUAAUUAUAAUGUAAGCUGGAACACAAUGUUGAUGUAGGCUCCAGGUGUUUUUACCAAAACCUUUUUUUUUUCUUCAUUAUUUCUGUUUGUGUUUUUAUUUUUAUUUUAUAUAUAUAUAAAUAUAUAAAAAAAAAAGGUUACUUUCACUCCUUUUGCAUUUAGGGGUCGGAACUCAUCUGAACUCUCUCCUGCCAGUUCAUACCAAGAAAACCCCCGAUUGGUUUAGUUGAAUCAAAAAAAAAAAAAAAAAGAAACCCUCUAAUGGCAGAAUACUGUUUUGUUAAAGAUGACUUGAUUGAUUGGUUUCUGUUUUUCUUAACUGGUGGAUUAGAGUUGGGUUGAUGUCCAGCUCAAGUCAGUAAAAUUAUUAUAACCUGUUGUUGUUUUGGUGCAAAACCAAAUGCUUUGUCUAAAGUCUUUGUUCUUUGUAUAUGCAUUCUUUUCAAAAAUAUUAAACUUAUACCUUAAUUGCCUUUA
This is a messenger RNA of Labrus mixtus (cuckoo wrasse), 2527 nucleotides long. RefSeq names its product cell division control protein 42 homolog. NCBI's taxonomy places the organism in Eukaryota, Metazoa, Chordata, Actinopteri, Labriformes, Labridae. Gene Ontology annotation, cellular component: dendritic spine. Bases 142 to 717 code for a protein of 191 amino acids. Gene Ontology annotation, biological process: small GTPase-mediated signal transduction; modification of synaptic structure. The record is from RefSeq and is a predicted model, not a curated record. Gene Ontology annotation, molecular function: GTPase activity; GTP binding. The transcript has 6 exons.